CGGGCCUUUGUACAGCGCGGAACGCGGAUAAAUUGCUAGGGUUUUAACUAAUUUAUUUCGAGGCUUUAUUUCCGGUGGAAGAGUGAAGAAAAUGUUGACAACAUGCCUCGCGUUUGUGCUGGUAGUUUGCGCAUGCGUGUAUACAGCUGAAGCAGCUCUCGGUGACACUUGUACAAUUGAAGCCAACUGUACGAAUGUGACCAACGCAGACUGUCUCGACGGAAAGAAUGGCAGCAAGACCUGUCAGUGCAAAGCUCCUCAGUUCAAAAAGGUGAUGAUGAUCUGUAAAGAAGUUAUGGGGUCAUCGUGUACGGUUGCGACAGCGGCGACUGAAUGCACAGUUCCCUACUCGGAUUGUCAGAACAAUGCUACUUGUUCAUGCAAAACUUCAUACUUCAAGAAAACGUCCAUGUGCGUAGAAGGUAUUGGUGCACCCUGUACAGACAACGCGAAUUGCAGCAAUGUGGUCAACGCAGUUUGUUCCUCAAGCAAAUGUGGUUGUAAGCCAUUCUACAGAAACGCGGGUGUUGACUCCUGCACUAAGGUUUUGGACAGUACAUGUACGGCAACAGAGAAUUGCAGUAGCGUAGCAAAUUCCAUUUGCACAACUGGCUCAUGCAAAUGCAAGAGCAUGUACAAGGCAAUGACUGACCAUUGUAUGCCUGUUCUGGACAGUCAAUGUACGGCACCAGAGAAUUGCAGUAGCGUAGCACAUUCCACUUGCUUAGAUGGUAUAUGCAAAUGCAUGAGCAUGUACAAGCCGAUGGAUGACCACUGUAUGGUUAGUAGCGCCGGUGUCCUUUCGGUUGGAAUCGUCGCUAUGGCAACAUGCUUUAUAGCACUCCUGAUGGGUCAGAAGACGCAAGGACGUUGUUAACGCAGCGGAGGGUUACACUGUCAAUAAAUUAAGCUAUAUUCAUCUCACCUGCAUAGCAUGUUGUAAAUAAAUGAUUUAAAGAAGCGUCACAAAAUGACCCAGUCCAAACUAUACGAUGCGUGUAUUUGUUACCCUUUAUUCAUUUAAAGUAAGAAUAUCAAUUACAUCAAUGAUAUGCAAUCUUACAAAUUACACCUCUGACAUAAAGGAGCAUCCUUUUUAUAAAGAUGUGCCGAUUUCAGCUUCUAAUGCCCAGUUACAAUAUGUAGGCAAACGGAUAUAAUAACGCACUAACGAAUAAGUUAGCCCCAAUUAAAUUAAUUUCUAUGUAAACAGUGUAAAGCUCAUGCGCAGAAACAAAAACGGAUGUUGGCGUGUGUUUAUAAUAAAAAUGUUUUGACAAAAUUUAAAAUGCUGUAGGCAGUCAAUUAAAAAAGUUAAAUUCAAAUCCCUAUACCUACAUUUUGUUACUAUAUCAUAGUUUGGUAAUUGAUAGUCCAACUUUAAAAGAUAAUUAUGUAACUAUGAAACAAUCAUUCCGGCAAUUGUAGACGUUACGAGUACGUGCAAUCGUGCUAAAGCCUAUCACACCAUUGCGUUUUCUUGUAUAUGUAUACAUGUAAUGCUAUGUGUGUAUCAUAUUUGAUUGUGCAUAUGUUCGUAUCAGAUUAUGUUGCCAUUUGGCGAUAAACUGUCUUCGGUGUAUGGGUAUAAUUAAAAAUGCGAAAUAUAUACCAAUUGAUUAUUAAGUCUAAAACGUUUCUGGAGGUAUAUUCAUAACACAAUAUGUAAAUCCGGUACUGUAUGAACAUUUUUGUUUAAAUACUGCAAGUAUGUAUGAUAAACUGAGUAAGACGAUAUCCCUGAUUCUGAUGACCUUUGGACUUCAGACGCAUGUUGACCACAGAGAGAAUUGAAUCGGGAUAUGAUUGCAAGUGGACAUAUGAUGUGUGUAUUAUGUUUGUGUGUGUUUCUUUACAAUUAUAUAAUCUCUGUGUAUAGCAAAAUAGCAUAUAUUGGUUCAGAAUAAAAGUCAAUAAAAUG
Dreissena polymorpha is the source of this 1921-nucleotide messenger RNA. Its product is annotated as stabilin-2-like. The coding region runs from base 92 to 877 and encodes 261 amino acids. Lineage: Eukaryota; Metazoa; Mollusca; Bivalvia; Myida; Dreissenidae. The transcript is spliced from 8 exons. The record is from RefSeq and is a predicted model, not a curated record.